AUGGCUGCUUUGCAAAGGAGAGGGCUGCAGACAAGGAUUCUCAGCUCUGAAGAAGAGGAGAAACUGAAGCGAGACCAAGCUUUAGUGUCUGAUUUUAAACAGCAGAAACUGGAAAAAGAGGCUCAGAAGAACUGGGACCUUUUUUACAAAAGAAACAGCACUAAUUUUUUCAAAGACAGACACUGGACUACCAGAGAGUUUGAGGAGCUCAGAUCAUGUAGAGAGUUUGAAGAUCAAAAAUUGACUAUGCUUGAAGCUGGCUGUGGGGUUGGGAACUGUUUAUUCCCACUUUUAGAAGAAGAUCCAGAUAUCUUUGCCUAUGCCUGUGAUUUUUCUCCAAGAGCUGUUGAAUAUGUCAAGCAAAAUCCUCUUUAUGACACAGAAAGAUGCAAGGUGUUCCAGUGUGAUCUGACCAAAGAUGACCUUCUGGAGCACGUGCCCCCAGAGUCUGUGGAUGUUGUCACAUUGAUAUUUGUGCUCUCUGCAGUUCACCCUGAUAAGAUGCACCUUGUCUUACAAAACAUUUACAAGGUAUUAAAACCAGGCAAAAGAGUCUUGUUUCGCGACUAUGGGCUGUAUGAUCAUGCCAUGCUUAGGUUUAAAGCCGGGAGCAAACUUGCAGAAAACUUUUAUGUUAGACAAGAUGGAACCAGAUCAUAUUUUUUCACUGAUGAAUUCCUCGCGCAGCUCUUUCUGGACACAGGUUACGAAGAAGAGGUGAAUGAGUAUGUGUUUCGUGAGACGGUGAAUAAAAAAGAAGGACUGUGUGUGCCAAGGGUUUUCCUUCAGAGCAAGUUCCGAAAGCCUCAGAAGACCCCAGCUCCUGUUACCCCCGACCUAGGCCAUGAGUCCUGA
Molecule: messenger RNA, 855 nt
Organism: Rangifer tarandus platyrhynchus (Svalbard reindeer)
Lineage: Eukaryota; Metazoa; Chordata; Mammalia; Artiodactyla; Cervidae
Source: the annotation of a GenBank genome assembly